Podospora anserina S mat+ is the source of this 2313-nucleotide messenger RNA. RefSeq lists its product as uncharacterized. The coding region runs from base 1 to 2313 and encodes 770 amino acids. The transcript is spliced from 3 exons. Gene Ontology annotation, biological process: glucan catabolic process. The record is from RefSeq and is a predicted model, not a curated record. NCBI's taxonomy places the organism in Eukaryota, Fungi, Ascomycota, Sordariomycetes, Sordariales, Podosporaceae.
AUGGCUCCAUCAUUCUCUAAGCUGGGCGCUUUUGCCCUGGCUCUUGCCUCUGGCGUCACUGCCACCCAGAAGUACGUCCUCUCCGAGGAGUACACACCAUCCAACCUUUUCGAGAACUUCGAGUUCAUGGAGUUCAAGGGGAACGACGAAGACCCCAACAGGGGACAUGUACGGUAUCAAAGCCAGGCCGACGCCCUCCAGCUUGGUCUCAUCGAUCCCGUCAACACCGACGACGUCUUCAUCGGUGUCGACUACACCAAGUGGGCCGAACAUGGCCGUGAGAGUGUCAGAAUCGAGAGUUUGAACUCGUACAGCAAGGGUCUCUUCAUCGCCGAGUUUACUCACUUGCCCAAGGCCGUUUGCGGUGCCUGGCCAGCUUUCUGGCUGACUGGUGAGCAGUGGCCCACGCAUGGCGAGAUUGAUAUCUAUGAGGGAUGGAACUUGAACCCGCAGAACAAGGUCGUUGGCCAUACCGAGGUGAAGACCGCUGGUGUGUGCAAGAUUGACACUGAUGUCAGCUCUGGCUUCGUCCAUUACCCUGACUGCGAUGUCGUGGCCGAGGGCCAGCCCACCAACGCUGGUUGCGCACUUGAUGAGGGUAACAAUCUCUUUGGUAACCCCAACGGUGGUAUCUGGGCCACCGAGUGGACUGAGACCACCUUCAAGGUCUGGAGCUGGGCUCGCGGCGCCGAGCCCCGGGAUGUCGCCAGUGGAUCGCCCGAUCCUCUGAGUUGGGGGCCCCCUAGCUUCGCUCUUACUCUCAAGAGCUGCGAUGUCAGAAGUGCCUUCAAGGAUAUGCGCAUGGUCCUCAACAUCAACUUCUCGAGCCAAUUUGACACGUGCUACGAGUACGUCAGGGAUCACGGCGCUGACUUUGAAGACGUUUUCUGGAAGGUCAAGGGCAUCAGCGUCUACCAGCUUGAGGAUGCCGCUACCUCUACCAGCACCACUGUUUCCAGCACCACCAGCACCACCCAGACUGUGACCUCUGCUGAGCCUACCGUGACCGAGACUGCCUCUGAGACUGUAUCCGAGGAGCCUACUUCCACCAUCACCUCCGACUCUGAGGAGCCCACCGCUACCGAGACGGCUACUGAGACUGCCACCGAGUCUGCCGCCGAGUCUGCUACCGAGACUGCCUCCGAGACUGUUACUGAGACCACCUCCGAGUCUGCCACCGAGACUGUGGAGGUUACCACUACCAGCGAGACCGCCACCACCACUGACGGCCCUGAGCCAACCCUGACCACCGAGGCCCCCGAGACCACCACCACCGCCAGCCCCGGUGAUGAGGAUGAGGAUGACGUCUGCUCGGAUGACGAGGAGGAGACCACCACCACCGAUAUUGCUACUGCUACUGAGACCGAGACCGCUGAGCCUACUGGCGAGCCCACCGAGACUGCUGAGCCUUCCGCUGAGCCCACUGAUGCUGAGACCACUGGCGUUGACCCUACCGAGACUGCCGUCCCCACCGAGACCGGUUCCGACGAGGUCACCACCACUGCCCAGGAGUUCACCACCUCGACCAUCUUCGCCACCGAAACCUUCACUGUUACCUCGUGCGCUCCCAGCGUCACCUCUUGCCCCGGUCGCGUCGUGACCUCCGUUAUCGCCAUCGGCACCACCGUCUGCCCCGUCACUCCCACCGUCACCGCCACCCCUGAGCCUACCGAGACCGCCACUCUCCCUGACGGCUGGACCACCUCCACCGUCUACGCCACCGAAGUCAUCACCGUCUCUUCCUGCCCUCCCACCGUUGUCGACUGCCCCAGCCGCGUCGUGACUUCCAUCGUUGCCGUUGGCACCACCGUCUGCCCUAUUGGUAGCGCCACCGUUCCGGGCGAGAGUGUUCCCACCGACGUCCCUACCGUCGGCGUGCCUGGCGAGGGUGUCCCCACUGACGGCAUCCCCGUCGAGGGUGUCCCUACUGAUGUCCCUACCGGCGGUGUUCCCACCGGUGGCAUCCCCAACAUCGACACCACCCUCACCACCCUCCUCACCUCGACCGGCACCAGGACCGUCACCCUCACCGGCGGUGUCGAGCAGUCCACCAGCGUUCCCCCCGUUGUCGUCCCCGUCCCCACCGGCGGUGCCCCCAUCAACAGCGGAAACAACGGCACUUUUGUGCCCCAGCCCCCCACCAAGCCUGCGUAUACCUACUCUCCUGAGGUUACGCUCCCCUUGGUGCCCAUCAACGAGCAGAUUCCCGCUCCUGGGCCUACCAAGCUCCCGAUUGUUGAGGUGAACGGUGCGGGCAGGAUGGUUGUUGGUGGGUUGAUGGGUGUGGUUGCUGCUUUGGCGCUUGUGCUUUAA